GGUCCCUGUCAUCUCCGCCACCUCCAGCCUCCCUCCUCCGCCCGGAUCCUCCCUCGUCACCUGCCUCCCCCCUUAUCCUCAGCAGGAUCCCGGCUCGGACAUACAAAGUCCGGAGAAGUUGUGAAGGCAGCGCUCCCCCGCCCGGCUCCUCCAUCACUGUCUGGAACGGUGACUUAUCCUUCAAAGUGAUGACGCUUUCACAGUAGACCCCCUUUUUUCCCUUCCCCGUCCAAGAAAUUUAAAAACAAAAAUGACAAACUUUAAGAGGCUGGUGUUGGGCCAGCGCUUUAUCCACUGGAAACUCGGUGCAGCUACUAUUAUUUUUAUGGGAUUUGUGUUUUUAAUUCAAAAAGAGGUUGUUGACCGAGAGAUGGACGACCUGACUGGACAUGGAGGGUCUCACGUCAAAAAGAAAAAAAUGCUGGACAUGAUGAUAGAUGCCGUAAAUAAUCUGAAAGACUCCAUGCCAAGAAUGCAGAUCAACGCACCUGAAAAGCAGCUGAGCACUGAUGGUAAAAGGCAUUGCCUGCCCGGGUAUUACACCGCAGCAGAACUUAAGCCUUUCCUUGAGCGGCCGCCCCUGGACCCUCAUGAACCCGGAGCUUCUGGAAAACCAUUUAAAAUGGAAAAACUCAGCCCCGAGGAAGAGAAAGAAAAAGAAGAAGGAGACAAAAAACAUUGUUUUAAUGCAUUUGCUAGUGAUAGGAUUUCACUUCAUCGGGACCUGGGACCUGACACAAGGCCUCCUGAGUGCAUUGAACAGAAGUUUAAGCGCUGUCCACCACUGCCCACCACCAGCAUCAUAAUCGUGUUCCAUAAUGAAGCCUGGUCCACGCUGCUCCGCACAGUGUACAGCGUCAUGUACACAUCCCCGGCCAUUCUCCUGAAGGAGAUUAUUAUGGUGGACGAUGCCAGUACAGAUGAAUAUUUAAAGGAUAAACUUGACGAGUAUGUGAAACCAUUUCAGAUUGUGAAGGUGCUCAGACAGAAGGAAAGAAAAGGACUCAUCUCCGCACGUUUGCUUGGGGCCUCGGUAGCAACAGGAGAAACCUUGACUUUUCUAGAUGCUCAUUGUGAAUGUUACUAUGGUUGGAUGGAGACGUUGUUGGCCAGAAUUGCUGAGAAUUACACCGCUGUCGUCAGCCCAGAUAUUGUCACCAUUGACCUCAACACAUUCGAGUUUGCCAGCCCAUCACCGUACGGACACAAUCGCAACCGAGGAAACUUUGAUUGGUCCUUGGGCUUUGGAUGGGAGAAUGUCCCGAGUUUGGAGAACAAGAAAAGGAAAGAUGAGACCUACCCGAUAAAGACACCAACCUUUGCUGGAGGUCUCUUCUCAAUUUCCAAGGAAUACUUUGAGCACAUCGGAAGUUAUGAUGAACAAAUGGAGAUAUGGGGUGGUGAAAAUAUAGAAAUGUCUUUUAGAGUCUGGCAGUGCGGAGGGCAGCUGGAAAUCCUGCCAUGUUCUGUUGUCGGCCAUGUUUUCCGUAGCAAGAGUCCUCAUACCUUUCCUACAGGUACUCAGGUGAUCAUCCGGAACCAGGUCCGACUGGCCGAGGUGUGGAUGGAUGACUACAAAGAAAUAUUUUAUCGCAGAAAUCGGGAAGCUGCAAACAUUGUCCAACAGAAAUCCUACGGAGAUUUAUCAAAAAGAUACAGUUUACGAAAAAAUCUUCAGUGCAAGAAUUUUACAUGGUAUCUGAAAAAUGUCUAUCCUGAAAUGUAUGUGCCGGACCUGAACCCACUCAUCUAUGGGGAUAUACAGAAUGUUGGCAAACAGUGGUGCUUGGAUGCUGGAGCAGAUAACACUCACGGAGACAAACCUCCUAUCCUCUAUACCUGUCAUGGCCUUGGGGGUAACCAGUACUUUGAAUAUACCCUAAGCCAUGAAAUUCGACAUAAUAUCCAAAAGGAACUGUGCCUCAGAGCUGGCAAAGGGCAGGUUGUCCUUAAGAAGUGUAAUCGCAAAGGCAUGGGCACCACUGUCCUACCCGAGGAGAAAUGGGAACUUCAGAAGGAUCAGCUGAUCUACAAUGCUGCAUUUAGAAUGUGCCUGACUGGAAAUGGCGCUAACACAAAUAUUGUCCCCUGUAACCCUGCGGACCCUUUCCAACAAUGGAUUUUCCGACAAAGCUCUUAAACAACCAAAAAAAAAAAAAAAAACAAC
Hyla sarda is the source of this 2167-nucleotide messenger RNA. It is a transcript of the gene GALNT3, whose product is annotated as polypeptide N-acetylgalactosaminyltransferase 3. Gene Ontology annotation, cellular component: Golgi apparatus. NCBI's taxonomy places the organism in Eukaryota, Metazoa, Chordata, Amphibia, Anura, Hylidae. Bases 251 to 2140 code for a protein of 629 amino acids. The record is from RefSeq and is a predicted model, not a curated record. The transcript is spliced from 11 exons.